AAUUUAGUUGGUACGAAUUGCGUAAAUAGCCCGGAUGUGCAGACGAAGGAAGAUGUCGUGAUUUUUUUAAUAAGCAAUUUCUUUCUUGUGCUUAUAAUAGUUUUAAGUAACAAUAUGGAGAGGGAAACUGACUGUAAAGGAGAUGCUACAAGUUCUGGUCCAGCUUUUAGCAGAGCAGACAAAAUGAGGUUCAGUACUUUGACAUAUGAGAUCAUAGAGGAGCUAAAAAUGAGAAGAGAACUGGCUGUAGAGAAUGAAAAGAAAAUAGAAAAACUGAUCAAUGAGAGAUACAACAUGGGGUGGAAACUGGAUCAAGAAUCUGGUAAGGUGGCUAACCUUGGUGAGAGGCACGAGGUUGAGUUGAGGGAGACAAGGAGGCAACUAGAGGAGAAGAUGAGGGACUAUCAAGUAGAGGCUUCUCAACAGCAGGUGUAUAGAAAGAUGGCAGAGAAAGAGAAAGAUGCCCUGAAGGAUGAAAUUAGAAGACUUCAAUUAGCUAACUAUUCAUUAGAGAAGAAGGUGAGAGAGUCGGAGCGUCAGGAGAAGAUCCAGGCUAACGAGAGGGAGCAACAUAUUUGCCAGGUGUCCAGGUUCGAGUCUCAGCUAGGUCAACUGGAUAUCCUAAUGAAACAGUUAACAUCGAAACAAGAUCAACUUGAUGCAGACUGUGAGUUAUUUAGUUGUUUAUUUGAAAGGUUUGGUGUAAACUGGGUGACCCGUAAGUUUACCUAACUUAAUUGG
This is a messenger RNA of Ruditapes philippinarum (Manila clam), 741 nucleotides long. RefSeq lists its product as uncharacterized. Bases 115 to 732 code for a protein of 205 amino acids. NCBI's taxonomy places the organism in Eukaryota, Metazoa, Mollusca, Bivalvia, Venerida, Veneridae. The transcript has 6 exons. The record is from RefSeq and is a predicted model, not a curated record.